AUGAUGCCCCUGGAUCUCCGGCGGACCAGCGAGCCACCGGCCCAACCGCAUCUAGAUCGCCGGCCACGCCGGGCCGCCGCCACCCCCGCGCCGUCCAGGUCGGAGAGGGAGCCACCGACCGCGCACAGGGGCUGCCACUGCCUGCACACGCCAGAGUACCGCUGCGAGCCCAGCGCCCGCCACUACCUGCCGAGGCCCGCCGCCGCGCGCCCCACGCCCCGCCACCACUCGCCGACUGCCGAGCAGGAAUACCGCCAAGCUCCGAGCAACCGCCACGGCAUACGGUCGCCGCGAGAACCGGCCGCCGCCCCCAGCCGCAGCGGCCAGCCUCCAGCAGCGUUGAAGGCGACCCCGGCACGCGAGUUUCCGGGUUCUAACCAUAGCCUUCCGCCACCGCCGUCGCCGCUGCGCGCCUGCUCCGUGCCGCCGCCGCCACCUAGCCGCCGCCGCCUGCACGCCUCCCGCGCCUGCCGCCGCCUAGAGACGCCGCCGUUCGCGCCCCCCUGCGCCGGCCGCUGCUUCUCCUGUUGGGGAACACACCGCGCCCGCUUCCCAACACUACCCGCAUCGCCCGCCCGCCUCGCUCGCCUGCUCGCCAGCCUUGUUCGCUUCCGCCUCUGUCUGCAAUUGCAUCAACCCGAUCGAACCAGCGAUGGCGUCAACCGGCCCGUCCACCGCCGCCUCUGCCGUCCCGCUGCCGGCGCCCUCUGGCGCGGCUUGGCCGCCGGCGCGUCUGGUGUCGCCCCGCCAGCUCGCCCCGACUUGCCGCACUGCUCGGCUCCGUUGCCCCCGCUGGUGUACAUCGCCGCCCCACCGCCGGUGCCCUCCGGACAGUCCAUUGCUGCCCCGCCGCCGGCGCCCUCCGGCGCCCCCCCGCCGUACUGGACUCUGCCCGUCGACCCCGUGCGACGUACCUCCCGCCGCCCCGUCGCCGCCGGCCACCGCCAGCCCUCCAGUGACCCUGUCAGGUGGACGGCCCCGCUCGAUUCUUGGACCGCCUCCGGGCUUCAGCGGUCCUCCCGCCGUGGGACGAGCUACGACUCGCGCCCCCACGACGUCCUCGCCGACUCCGUCAGGGGCCUCGGCAUCGCCCUCCUCGCCGGCAUCUUCGCCGGCCUCUUCACCGGCCACCCCGUCGCAGGGGGCCAUCAACUGAUUGCAGGUCUGAGGCAAACUACACCACAAGUAAUUAGCUUCUUGCUUACCCUUCGGUCCUGA
Messenger RNA from Aegilops tauschii subsp. strangulata, 1218 nucleotides. The record is from RefSeq and is a predicted model, not a curated record. Lineage: Eukaryota; Viridiplantae; Streptophyta; Magnoliopsida; Poales; Poaceae.